Jatropha curcas is the source of this 686-nucleotide messenger RNA. RefSeq lists its product as uncharacterized. The record is from RefSeq and is a predicted model, not a curated record. Lineage: Eukaryota; Viridiplantae; Streptophyta; Magnoliopsida; Malpighiales; Euphorbiaceae. Gene Ontology annotation, molecular function: protein binding.
CCCAUUUCCGUUAUUGCCAAAUUAACGCUAUGGCUUCAAAUAAUUCACACCCGAACUCCUCUCCUUCACCGCCGGCGGCUAAAGAAUCCGAGUUAGAUUCCGCCACUAAGGCAGCGUGCGAGGAAGCACUUGCUAUGUCUCUAGAAGCAAAUAAAUCGGAGGAAGCAGAGAAGCUGAUUAAGGAAAUUGUAUCCCGCUAUAAAAAUAUGGCUUAUGUCCAUGAUUUAGAAAGCCAAAUCCAUUUGAAUAUUGCUCUGCCUCUAGGCAUCGGCGAUUUGGAUAUGAGAAAGAAGUAUCUUUCUGAUGCUGUUGCGUCAGCUGCACAAGCCGUUGAUCUUGCUCCAGCCUCGGUUGAAUAUGUCAUAUCUCUGGCCAAAGCGCAGUUUAAUUUAGAACUCACCGAAAAGGCCAUUGCUCAAAGCAAAGAAUGACAAGGUGUGCGCAGCGCAGAGAAUUGUAUAUCUCAAGCAAGGUUAGAUCAUAUGGAAGUUACCACAGAUGUUGCCUUUAGAUUCAUGAUUUCAAAUGUGUUUAUUUUCUCUUUGCUUUUCUUCAUUUUGUAUCAUAAUACAAAUAUUAGACAUUGAAUUAUUAGCAGGUAACAGCCUUACAAUCGCAAAAUAUUGUCAUUUUUCAGUGAAUUGGGCGAUUAUUUAAAAUCAUUCAACCACAAUGGUUGAACUCAA